AUGGCGGCUAGAAGCAGAAUUCAUGAUGCGUUGAUGAAAUUUGGAGGUAUUUCCACUACCACCCGUUUCCUUACUCUUUCAAACACCUGUUUCUCCAACUUCCAUUUACCUUUUCGCAAAUCACUUUUUACUUCACCCCGGCAACGUAGGCCUUCAAUUAAUUGUGCAUAUGGACACCUUAACAACUUGGAUGAUGCUUACGACUCCUUUGAGCAAUUGAUUGUUAAACCCCCUUAUUCAGAUUCAGAGUUUUAUCACUUGUUGGAAGUUGUUACUGAGUGGAAAUACUAUUCUGCCUCCCUGGAUAUGUUCAAUGAAAUGUGUGCUGUUGAUGUUCCUGUUUUCGAACUCACCAUAGAAACCAUCAUCCAGUGCUAUUCUCGAUUGUAUGACACUGAAAAAAUCUUCAUGCUUUUAGGUUUUUGCAUCAAGCGAGAUGAAAAUAAAUUUUCUCUCAUUGAUUAUAGGACAAUAAUUGAAGGAUUCAUCCGUGGGGAAAGUACUCACGGUGCAGAAAAGUUAUUUAAAAAGUUCAUCAAAAACAAACUACUUUUCGAAAGUGAUGCAGAUCGUACCUACCACACGAUGAUUGAAGGGCUUUGCAAGAUCGGAAAUCACUUCACAGCCAUUGCUGUGCUUAGACUAAGGAUUGGAAGAGGUGUUGGGAGUUAUAAUUUGGUUACGUAUAACGCCAUCAUCGAUGGUCUGUGCGAAGACAUGAUGAUAGAUGAUGCUUUCAGAAUCUUUGAAGAAUUGAAAUUUCACGAAGGGACGCGUCCUAAUGUCUUCACAUACAACUCUUUGCUCUAUGCCCUUUCCAUGUCUGGUCGUUGGAAUGAGGUAUGUCGAAUUCUUAAGGAAAUGCACGAUGAAAAAAUCACUAUACAUUCGACAACCUUUAAUAUAUUAAUUAAAGCACUCUGCAAGCAAGGUAAGAUGAAAGAAGCAGAGAUUGUUGAGUUCAUGAAGGUCCAUAUUCUUUGGCUUGGUGACCGUGACAUAAAGGCAUACACUUCACUUAUUGAAGGUUAUUGUUUGAAAGGUGAACUGAACAGAGCAAUGUCAACUCUGGAAUCCAUGUGGCGUGCCAAAGUCAAGCCUACUCUUCGUAUUUAUAACAUUUUACUGGAUAGAUUUACCAGUUUAGAUGACAAAAACUUUUGGUCUUACAAGCGUGACCUUGAUUCCAUUUACGGUAGGAUCGGUUUUAAAAUUGAUGAAAACAGUGUCACUCGUUACAUCUGGCAUAGGGAACGAAUGGGGAAACCUUCUGAUGAAAUGAAAGUGCGGAUGCAGAAUCAUAAAUAUUCCGUUUACAUCUUAUGCUUAAUGGAUCAUUGCGACAAGUAUGAAGUGGACGCUGCAUUGGAUUUGUUCUACUUUAUGGAUGGCAAAGAAGUAAACUCAAAGAUUGAUGUGUACAAUAUUCUCAUUGAUUGUACAAGUAUAUGUGGGAGGUUUGAUAUUUCAAGGAGUCUUUUCCGUGAACUCUUUGUCAAAGGUUUGGAACCUAAUUUAGAUACAUAUGUGUUGAUGAUUAGAGGUUUUUGUGAGCGAGGUCUACUCAAAGAUGCAAAAAAAUUGCAUCUUCAAUUGGAAAAUAGUGGUUUGCAGCCAAAGAGUAUCAUCAAUGGUGCUGAUAUUAUCCAAGAAUAUAUAGAAACCAAGCCCAUUGAUGACACGACGAAGCUAUUUAUUGAAACGAAGAGAAGAGGGUACAGUAAGAGAGUUCACGAGUGCUUCAAGUUUGUCGCCGAGUACUUCAAACCUAUCUGA
This is a messenger RNA of Erigeron canadensis, 1776 nucleotides long. RefSeq names its product pentatricopeptide repeat-containing protein At1g63130, mitochondrial-like. Lineage: Eukaryota; Viridiplantae; Streptophyta; Magnoliopsida; Asterales; Asteraceae. The record is from RefSeq and is a predicted model, not a curated record. Gene Ontology annotation, molecular function: protein binding. The transcript has a single exon. Bases 1 to 1776 code for a protein of 591 amino acids.